Molecule: messenger RNA, 1646 nt
Organism: Musa acuminata AAA Group (dessert banana)
Lineage: Eukaryota; Viridiplantae; Streptophyta; Magnoliopsida; Zingiberales; Musaceae
Exons: 2
Coding region: 111-731 (206 amino acids)
Source: RefSeq, a predicted model, not a curated record
UGGUUUCGCUUUGCACCACUGGCUCCUCCUUAUAAUCGCCCUCCUCCCUCAUUCACUCCUCGACUCGUAGCACUAGAGCUUGAGAGAGAGAGAGAGAGAGAGAAGAGAGAAUGGGCAACAGUUUAGGUGGGAGGAAGAAGAGAGCCAAGGUGAUGAAGGUUGAUGGCACCACGUUCAAGGUGAAGCCACCGGCGCAGGCCAUGAACGUGCUGCGGGACCAUCCCGGCCACGCCCUCCUCGACGCGGAGAAGGUGCAGCGACUCGGCCUCCGGGCGCGGCCGCUGGACCCGGACGUCCCGCUUAAGCCUGGGAAGCUUUACUUCCUAGUGGAUCACCGGCAGCUGCCGGAUCAGCGGGGUGCACGCCGGGCCUGGUCCGGCUCGCUCCAGGUGGGCGCUAAGGAGAGGCUGGAGAGCCUCCGGCUCUCUCACCGCUCCAUGUCGGACCUCUCCCGCGCCACCUGGCGUCCGUCCGCCCUCGAGGCCGAGGAGACCAAGGACGGGACUGUCCGCCUCAAGAUGAGGCUGCCCAAGGCCCAGGUGGAGAAGCUCAUGCAGGAGAGCAAAGACGCCGCCGAUGCCGCCGAGAAGAUCAUGCAGCUUUGCUCCCCCAAAGAUGGUGCUAACCCGUCGCCCUCGCCGGAGCCGAUUGCGCCGACUUCGAAGGCCGGACGGAAGGAUAUCGACAAGGCGUGCUGUAAAAGACAGGAAGACGAGACUGUUAACCCGUGAUCGUAGGUUGUAGACUUGUAUUCCAAAAGUCAAACGAGGCCAACUCACACGAGAAAUCCUUGUGGUUCCAUAUACUGCUUCCUGUCGCCGUCACGGCCAUAGGGCCAUGUAAUCUGGGUUAGGUCUGGUGGCGAAGGGGCAGACCACGUGAAUGUCCCGAUCUGUUAGGUAUGGGAUCAGAAUCAUUUGCUGCAUGGCGUGGCUGUACACUACAAUAAAAGAGUGUGGUCCAUAUAAACUAAGAAGACAACCCCACUCAUCUUGCACCUACCAUUCCUAGGCAUGAACUCUUUCUCCUUCGGUAGGUGCAUCCUAAAUGGACCUCCAUGGACAUGAACAUGGACUAACCCACCAUGAGUCGUCUCCUUCGUUUUCUUAAUCCGUGGCAGUUGCAUGUGCAGAGUCACCAAAGUAACUCUGCAAGCUUUACAUCAGUGUAGAAUUUUAAGCAAGUCAAUGCGGGAAGCACAUGGCGACUUUCUCGGGGGUUUUCUAGUGCUUCGUUGCUGACUUACUGCCAUUCCAUAUGCCCAACGGGAGAAGCUGCAGUAGGUGGUCAGUCUGGUUUUCAAGAGAGGGAGCGCAGUCUCCAACCACAAGCAAACAUGUGAUGCGGUAAACUUCAGUAAUCACCAUCCAAGGAAAAGACACUAUGCGACCGUUCUACGUCUUAGUUCUAAGGGUGGUUGUCGCUGCAUCCAAGUCUCAGUCGAGUGCGAUUAUUUUCUCCAUUGCAUCAUAUCUCAUCAGUUGUCCUUUUGUUUGUACCAUAAGCCUCCGAUAGUUAAGUAGUGCUUGUCAGACGCUCAUUAGGAAAAUGGAGACUUGAGUGUGGCCACAUUGUCAAGCAAACAUCAGCUAAAUUGUUUGCCAGUUGACUAAUAUGUUGCCCAACGUAUCUACAUGUUAUUGCAA